CUUGCUCAGGAACAGCAGGGAGAGACGGGACGUGGAAAGUUCCCCUGACUCCCCAGGUGUCCGUCCGCGUUCCCCGCACCUAAACUGUCAAGCGACCAGGACUGCGACAGGAAAGAGGAAGGAGAGGAAAGACACCCAGGGCUGAAAAUUUGCACGGUCCACAGCCAUGGAACCAUCAUCCUGGAGCAGUGACAGCCCAGCCCAGAUCUUCUAAAGAGACACUUGACUCUCCCUCGAGCCUGUUUCCCCAGUGCCCUCAGCUAUGGCAGGAAACAAGGAGAGGGGCUGCUCUGGUGGAACCCCCUUGGCUCACGUGAAUGGCUUCCCUCCCGCCGUAUACCCCUUCCCUUUCCCCAACCCGCACUUCGAGGUGCUCACCAAUGGAGGCUACUUCCGGAGCUAUCCUACCGACCUGCCUAAGGAAAUGGCAUCACUGUCGGUGGAGACCCAAAGCACAAGUUCAGAGGAGAUGGUGCCCAGCUCCCCCUCUCCCCCUCCGCCGCCACGUGUCUACAAACCUUGUUUCGUCUGCAAUGACAAGUCCUCCGGCUACCAUUACGGGGUCAGUUCCUGCGAGGGCUGCAAGGGCUUCUUUCGGCGAAGCAUCCAGAAAAACAUGGUCUACACCUGCCACCGGGACAAGAACUGUCAAAUCAACAAGGUCACCCGCAACCGCUGCCAGUAUUGCCGCCUGCAGAAGUGCUUUGAGGUUGGCAUGUCCAAAGAAGCCGUGAGGAAUGACCGCAACAAGAAGAAAAAAGACGUGAAAGAGGAGGUGGUGGUGGAUAGCUAUGAAAUGACGCCUGAGCUAGAAGAGCUCAUCCAGAAAGUCAGCAAAGCCCAUCAGGAAACCUUCCCCUCCCUCUGCCAGUUGGGCAAAUACACCACAAACUCCAGCGCAGAUCACAGAGUCCAGCUGGACCUGGGGCUAUGGGACAAGUUCAGCGAACUGGCCACCAAGUGCAUCAUCAAGAUUGUGGAGUUUGCCAAACGCCUGCCAGGCUUCACCACUCUCAGCAUUGCUGACCAAAUCACCCUGCUCAAAGCGGCCUGCCUAGAUAUCCUGAUGCUCCGUAUUUGCACCCGCUACACCCCGGACCAGGACACCAUGACCUUCUCAGAUGGGCUGACCCUGAACCGUACCCAGAUGCACAAUGCUGGGUUUGGGCCUCUCACUGACUUGGUCUUUGCCUUUGCCGGGCAACUCCUGCCUCUCGAGAUGGACGACACGGAGACAGGCCUGCUCAGCGCCAUCUGCCUCAUCUGUGGAGAUCGAAUGGACCUGGAAGAGCCCGAGAAAGUGGACAAAUUGCAAGAGCCCCUGCUGGAAGCACUGAAGAUCUAUGCUCGCCGACGUCGCCCCAACAAGCCUUAUAUGUUCCCCCGCAUGCUGAUGAAAAUCACUGACCUAAGGGGGAUCAGCACCAAAGGCGCCGAACGAGCCAUCACCCUGAAGAUGGAGAUCCCCGGCCCCAUGCCGCCGCUCAUCCGAGAGAUGCUGGAAAAUCCCGAGAUGUUUGAAGAGGAGCUGUCGCAACCCCCGCCAUUGGCAGAACCGCCCAGCACUGAGGAGAGCCCAGCCGACCCCAAGAGCCAGGAGGAGGCUCCCUAGCAUCUCAAGAGAGCCAGGAUCUAGGCUGGGAAAGGCCGGGAGAAAACCCCUCAGCGUCUAUCUCCUCCGUCCUUUCCGUUGCCCAUUUCCUUUGAGACUCAGUUAUUCAGGCUUGCCUUUCCUGCUCUUGGCCCAUCAGCCAGAGUUGGGUGUAACGGCAACACUCGUGACCAACGAGGAGGCGUCACAUCCCCCUCUCCUCUGCUGUGUUUGGUGACUUGGGGUGGAUGCCUCUUGCCUUAACCCUUUCCUUUCGGGGGCCUUGGAUGUAUAUUCUGAAGCCUUUGCCCCUCAACCCCCAAGCUUUGCCAAAGUCCCCCGACGGCCUGCCCCGUGGAGUCGGGCGCCCUCAAGCCAAAUUUUCAGGACCUGGGAAGCCCCCAAGGGGCUUGGACUUGGAGACCCUCCCUUUCGAAACGGGGUGAGCUCCAAAUGUGCAAUUCCCUGCCUCCCCCUGCACCUGUGAGGAAAAGAACGGGGCACCGCGAGAGCCGGUAAAGAGACUCUGCAACACGCGGGCCCUAUGCAAUGAUUCGUGGCCUCCUCCCUCCUACCCAGUCCACAGUCUCGGCUGGAGGUCAGCUGUACAAUUCAGCCUCCCAAGCCAGGGGAUCCAGGCAUCCAAGACACUAUUUAUUCAAGUUUCUGAAGACAGAGGGAUGGCAUGGCCUCCAACACCCCCACGCAUGCCUGCUCCCACUGCACGCACAGGGAACGUGGACCAAGGAUUAUGGGGUAUGGGGAGAGCGAAGCCAGGAAGGACUUCAACAUUGACAUCCCCAUUGUGGGCUGGUUGGGUGUGUGUGUGUGUGUGUGUUAAUAUCCAUCCCUUAUGGAUUCCAAUGAGAUGUGGAGCUGUUUUCGAGGGAGGUGAGCU
Elgaria multicarinata webbii is the source of this 2489-nucleotide messenger RNA. It is a transcript of the gene RARG, whose product is annotated as retinoic acid receptor gamma. Gene Ontology annotation, cellular component: nucleus; transcription regulator complex. Gene Ontology annotation, biological process: regulation of transcription by RNA polymerase II; cellular response to corticotropin-releasing hormone stimulus; retinoic acid receptor signaling pathway. The coding region runs from base 263 to 1612 and encodes 449 amino acids. Gene Ontology annotation, molecular function: nuclear receptor activity; RNA polymerase II cis-regulatory region sequence-specific DNA binding; nuclear glucocorticoid receptor binding. NCBI's taxonomy places the organism in Eukaryota, Metazoa, Chordata, Lepidosauria, Squamata, Anguidae. The record is from RefSeq and is a predicted model, not a curated record. The transcript has 9 exons.